This is a messenger RNA of Xyrauchen texanus (razorback sucker), 4148 nucleotides long. RefSeq names its product kazrin-like. The record is from RefSeq and is a predicted model, not a curated record. The coding region runs from base 91 to 1626 and encodes 511 amino acids. Lineage: Eukaryota; Metazoa; Chordata; Actinopteri; Cypriniformes; Catostomidae. The transcript has 10 exons.
AGGGGGAUUGAAGAUAGAAACCUUCUUUUCUGCUCUCCGGCCGUGACGUGUUCAGAGACUAACCGGUCUAGUCUAGUGGACAUCCCAGCCAUGGAGGACACGCUCACCUGUGCUCCCACCACCUUUUCCCAGGUGUUUGGCCGCCAAGGACAGCUGAUGCAAGCUACUGUGCAAUCUCUGAACAAUUUAAACGACCAGAUCGCUCACUUCAUGGUGAACAAACCCAACUCCAUGAGCCAUGAAGAGAACACCUUUUUGCCCAGUGAGAAGGAUACUCUGAAACAAUCCAUGGCUCUGAUGAGACACCUGCUCAUGGAUGCACAGGGCAAAAUCCUGAAAAUGAUGGAGGACAACAAGCAGCUGGCUCAGCGGAUCGAUGGGGCCAUCCAAUCGGCCAGCCAGGAGGUGACCAACCUGCGCUCCGAGCUCUCUGCGACCAGUCGCAGACUGGCCGAGUUGGGGGCAUGCAACCCCCCCGGCCUGGAGAACAACCAGCAGAACCACCAUCACCACCUCCACCUCCUUCACGAUCCGACAGUCCACCACAGAAAGAAGACAGUGAUGUCUGAACUCGGUUUCCAGACAGGAAUGUCGAGCUUAAUGGACUUUGGAACUCCAGAUUCUUCACUUGAAAAAGUGUUGCUGAGGGAGGAGGUGGCUCAGUUGCAAGAAGAGGUGCACCUUCUGAGGCAGAUGAAGGACAUGUUGAGUAAAGACCUGGAGGACUUGCACGGCGGCUGCUCGGCCGACACGCUCUCCGCUGCCGAGCUCAGGGUGCAGUUGGGGGAGAAGGAGCAGGAGCUGGAACGUGCCAAGGAGGCCUUACAAGCUAUGAAGGGUGAUCGGAAGAGGUUGAAGGCAGAGAAAGCUGACCUGGUGAAUCAGAUGCAGCAGCUGUACACCACACUGGAGAGCCGUGAAGAGCAGCUCCGAGACUUCAUCAGAAACUAUGACCAGCACAGAAAGGAGAGCGAGGAUGCGGUCAAAGCUCUGGCUAAAGAGAAGGACAUGCUGGAGAGAGAGAAAUGGGACCUGCGCAGGCAGACCAAAGAGGCCACAGAACAAGCCAGUAUCCUGCGCUCCCAGAUAGACAUGAAGGAGAACCGAAUCAAAGAGCUGGAGGCAGAACUCACCAUGGCAAAGCAGUCUCUGGCCACCCUCACGAAAGACGUGCCAAAGCGUCACUCUCUGGCGAUGCCAUCAGAGCCAGUGGUAAAUGGCAAUCAGGAGUGGGUGAUGCAAGCAGACCUUCCCCUCACAGCAGCGAUCAGACAGAGUCAACAGACCCUGUACCAUUCACACCCUGCGGACAGGCAAGCUGCUUUGAGGAUCAGCCCCUGUCACUCCCGCCAGCCCUCCGUCAUCUCGGAUGCCUCGGCUGCCGACGGCGACCGCUCAUCCACACCAAGCGACAUCAACUCGCCCCGACACAGGACUCACUCCCUCUGCAAUUCCAUGGAGGACCUCGAGGACCAGAAGCGUAAGAAAAAGAAGGAGAAGAUAAGUCUUGGUUCACUGUCUCGAGUGUUCGCCCGGGGUAAAUCUCAACGCAAGUCCUUGGAUCCGGGCCUGUUUGAUGGUACUUCCACCCCUGAUUACUAUAUAGAGGAGGAUGCUGACUGGUGAUAGUGCUAUAUGUAUGUGCGUGUGUGUGUGUGUGUGUUUCUGCAUGUAUGCCUGGAUGUGUAUGAGUUAAUGUGUGCACGCAAGAGUGUUUACAGGAUGCGAUUGUGUGUGCCUUGAAAUGUAUUCCCCAUGAAAAAUACAGGAAAGAUAAAGAACUGCUGCCUCCUCGAAAUGUACAUACGACACUUAAAAGAGCAUCUAUGUAAAUGAAAUAUAUAUUUAUAUAUGUAUGCAUAUGUGCAUAUGUUUACAUGCAUAUAAAUAUAUACAUGGGAUCAUUUGUGUGUGAAUAUGUUUAUGCUGUUAUUAUGCUUUUUUGUGGUAAUAUGUCUUCUUUUUUAUAAACUGGAAACUUGAAUUACUGCUGAGCAUUUGUAAAUAGGAACUCUUGUGCACCUUGUGUUUGCUGAUGUUUUUAUGUGGAAUGCUUCUUUUUCAUGACCGCUUUUACCAUGCACCCAAGGCCCCAGGUUGUUUUCAUCAUACACCAUACUGUUUGGUCCAUUGCCCAUGCCUUUGUCUUGAAAAUCUGAAUGAUUUAAUGUCUAGCAAUUGCAGUUUUGCAGAUCUCAAAACCAUCCAGAUAUGACAUUUUUCUUUAGCUGUACUCCUCAGUACGCUAAUCACAGAGGAAAUGUUGCAGUCUCUAAGUUAAUCUCUGCAGCAAGGAAAUGUUUUAUUAUGCAUAACUACUUGCAAGGUUGCACCAAGUAAACUAUAAACUUAACAAAUGUCAAUCCAUAUUUUCUUUGGAAAGACCUAUUUAAGAUUUUAAGAAGUAACAGUAUAUGUAUCAGACUGGCCUUGUCAGAAUUGUUUGUGUUUGGUCUGAUGUGACUGCAUUAAUGUAGUUUUGUUUAGAAAUGUGCCUGUAUCUCAGAUCUGCCCCAUUUGUAGCAUUAUUUAUUAGACAGAUUUCCCUUUCUUUAAAACAAUCCUUUUAAAAACAUAUGAAAUAACCUGUGAUUAAUUAUUCUAGAUUUUGAACUGACCUUGAGGAAACUGUGUUAUCACUGACUGUUGCCCUUACGUCCUGACUACACCGGACGCGUCUGUUUACCAGACGUGUCACUACACUGGAAGCGUCUAAGAUACAUUUGAAAUAACGUACAGAAAACACGGACGGAGCAGCUGUGAGCUCAAGUAGACCACCCUUCGCUAAUGGUAUUACAUUUACUUAUUAUAUAAUUACUAUUGAAAUUUGAUUUUGGCUAAAACGGUGUAUGUUGUUAGAAAUAAGAGAUCAGAAACAUCACGAGCUGGCUUUAAAAUUGCAGUAAGCGAUUUGAGCCAUUUUAGAAUUUCCACAAACUUGGCCACUGGAUUAGCCACGCCCCCUCUUUCCAAAACCCUGCAUUCCAAAGAUAGCAAAUGAGCUUUAUUGAGGCCGAUAAUGAGCAGAAAUGGUUGUCAAAAUCAACAGCAGCAAAAUAGCGCCCUCAACUGACAACUGUUAUGAACAACGUGGCAUAAAAAUGUAAUUAAGCCUCAAUAAUUCAAUAAAAUGCGCAAAAUGAUUGACAGGUCGAAGGCGUCAGAGUUUGUGGCCUGUGGACAAAUAUUUGUUUGCUGUUUUCAGAGUCUAGAGCUGUCACAGAGACCGGUGAAAUAUCUCACAACACUUAUCAAUAUCUUUCAGAGUAGGACAUUUUUUUGCAUACCUUUACAUGAAAAAUAUCACCUUUAUCACAGCACCUUUAAUGUUAUUUAAAUAUGUAUCAAAACAAAAGAAUGGCAAAAAGAUUCACAUGCAGGAUAUAUGAUAAGUUCAUGUUUUUUAGUUCAUGUUCAAAUUUACAGGAUAAUAAGGUGGCUGGAGUAGCAUCCAUCUACGCUUCCAUUGUAGACAGCAUCAUUGAUUGUAAUGGGAGUAAUUUGCUUUUGAUGCAACGUGACGCUCGCGUCCAGUGUAGACAGGGUGUUAAUUUUGCAUUUUUAUACACAAAUUUGGUAGAAAAGUUCCCGCCCCAACCAUAGGUGCUGAACUUCAUAAGGACCUUGUGUCAACAAAGUGCCAAAGGUUUAUAGCCUACUAGAGGUUGUGAAGUUAAAAACACAAAGCUUGCAGUAGACUAGAAAAUUGUCCUUUCAUAGGAAUAUUUUCCUAAGUGUGCAAAAAAAGAAUGUCUGCAAGAAAAAUCAAAACACAGCCUGCUUCCAUAACAUUCUUUUCCAUUAAUGUUGACAUAUCUCGCUGACAUAUUACAUAUUUCAAACUUUUCUUUGCGUCUUGUUGGCACUGAUUAUUUUUUAUUAUUUUAUUUUUUUUAUCUUUUAAAUUAAACUGAUUUUCAUUCCUCAUGUGACUAAUGAGUUUAUGUUGUAAGGAUUGUAAAGUAGAUAAUGUCAGAUAUAAGAUUAAAUCUAUUAAAGAAUUUUAUUUAAAGAUUAGGAAAGAGGUCAUUUCAAUGAAACCAGACUGUCUUUGGAAUUACGGACAGACCAAUGAGGAAGUUUUAACAUUCUGGAGACAAAUGAUUUAAAAAAAACUAUUAAAAUAAAAAAGUAUUUUAAAAUAAAAA